AUGCCUGCCUUGGAAUACACCCUGAUCUUCUACAUAACCCUUCUGCUUGGCUUUAUUGUUGUUGCCUCGUACCAAUCACCUAGCCUCACACUGCUCGCAAUGGGAUAUGGCAACGACCCUGUUCCUCGCGUGUCCUCAGUCAUCGAUCAGCAAUGCACUGAGCAGAUAAUUGAGUACGUAAUUGACAACGCUGUGCAAAUCCUCGACGCACUUUUCUGGCUGUGGAUCAGAUUUUACAUCAUCUGGCGAACCAUUUCCCUUUUCCUGGAUGAUAUAAUUGUCCCAGCCACCAUCCUUCUUGCCAAGAAGACCUAUGGGUAA
Messenger RNA from Penicillium griseofulvum, 321 nucleotides. RefSeq lists its product as uncharacterized. The transcript is spliced from 2 exons. The record is from RefSeq and is a predicted model, not a curated record. The coding region runs from base 1 to 321 and encodes 106 amino acids. Lineage: Eukaryota; Fungi; Ascomycota; Eurotiomycetes; Eurotiales; Aspergillaceae.